GAAAAGGAGGGCGGGACAAAAAGACUCUUCCCACACUGACGUUGCAGGACGAUUUUCAAGUGUCAUUAUAAGCAAGAUGAAAACAUUUGUAUUCGCACUGGCCUUGUGUGCAUUACAAUAUGUCUUUGGAGAAAAUGCCCACAAAGUAUUCCAUGAAGAUCACCAUGUUGAUGGGCACCAUAAUCCUGAGCAUGAUAUGAAUGCUUUUCUGGGCACUGAGGACAAAGAAGAGAUAAAAAAGUUGAGUCCUUCGGAGCAAAAGAGAAGACUUGCGGAAAUCAUAAAGAAGAUUGAUACAGAUUCAGACAAGUAUUUAAGUGCUGAGGAAAUCACUGUGUGGAUUCAGAAGGUGUACAGGAAAUAUGCACUGGAUGAUGCAAGAGAGCGCUUUCCAGAAUUCGACACUGACCAAGAUGGCAUUGUUUCCUGGGAUGAGUAUAACAUGGUUAUGCAUGACCGCAUAGUUGAAGUGGAUGAAAACGUAGUUCUCGAAGACCCAGAGGAAGAAUCCCUCAGAUAUUUACACUUAAAGGAAAAGAGGCGCUUUGACUUUGCUGACAUGGAUGGCAAGCCUGGCCUGAACUUGACUGAGUUUCUGGCCUUCACACACCCUUCAGAAGUGGACCACAUGGCUGAUUUUGCCAUUGAGGAUGUUCUGGUUGAAUAUGACACAGAUAAGGAUGGUUUCAUCGACUUAAAAGAGUUCAUUGGAGAUCUUCGGCCAAAUGGAGAUGAUCCAUCGCAGUGGGAGAUUGAAGAGACUGUGCGUUUUAAGGACCUGUACGAUCAGAACCGAGAUGGCAAGCUGAACAGGGACGAGCAACUUCGCUGGGUGGCCCCCAACAGCUACGGCUCUGCCCGGGAAGAGGCCAUUCAUUUGAUUAAGGAGAUGGAUGUGGAUGGGGAUAAAAGGCUGUCGGAUUCAGAGAUUUUGAAAGGCCAAGAAACUUUCAUGAACAGUGAAGUGACUGAUUAUGGAAGGCAGCUUCAUGUGUCUCAUGAUGAAUUGUAACAUUUUGGGGUUUUGUUUUGCAAAUACAUUUUUUACAAAAACAA
This is a messenger RNA of Clupea harengus (Atlantic herring), 1056 nucleotides long. RefSeq names its product reticulocalbin 2 (gene rcn2). The record is from RefSeq and is a predicted model, not a curated record. Gene Ontology annotation, cellular component: endoplasmic reticulum. NCBI's taxonomy places the organism in Eukaryota, Metazoa, Chordata, Actinopteri, Clupeiformes, Clupeidae. Gene Ontology annotation, molecular function: calcium ion binding.